GUUUUAAUUCUCCGCCUGGAGGGGUGCUGACUUUUUGAUUCCCCUGCCUCAGUUAGAUAUGGUGCUGGAUUUUAAUGGGAUUAACUUUACAACAAUCAUCUUGAUCGGGAAAAAUUAAUUUGUAUUGGAUAUUUAUUUAACAUGGAUCCUUAUAGUCCAUCACAUCCGACUGAUCAGGAUAUGGAUUUAGAGUCUAAUUCUCCUGCAACUCCGGAACAAGAUGCUAAUCAGAACCAGUUACCUCCUGACCAGUCUCUUAGCGAUGUUGUGCCAUUGCUUUUUAACUCUAAUACAUUUGACUGUGCGCAGGAUACUAAUGUUCUUCAAUCGAACCAUAACAAGGAGGGACCACACUUUGAGGUAAGCAACGAACAUAAUUCAUCAGGAGAGAGAGGGUGCGCUCCGCCUUUUUCAGUUAAGUCAAUUGAAGAAAAUGUUCCCAAAGAGACGAAGCACGACUAUCGGGCUCACACAAGACCGUCCAGUGUCCACAAACGGUCUGUCCAACCCCAUCACCGUAGGAGUAGAUCACGUUCUCCUAAAAGAGGUAAUAAGUUCGAGGAUAAAACAAGUAGGAGAUCCAGAUCUCAUUCAAGGCACCGUGUCCGCAAACACCGUUCAAGAUCUCGUUCCAACGAACGCAGACGGAGCCGAUCUAGAACACCUCCAAGACAUUCUCGAGUAGUUGAACGCCUGCCAGGUCCACGUUCUCGUUCGCGAUCCCCAGCUAAAUCAAGAAGGUCGGUUAAUGAAAAACGUGUUUCCCGGUUUUCUGAUGAACCAAAUUUUUCAUAUAAAGCGAAGGAGCGUGACUCUUUCGUUUGUGGCGGACACAAAGAUUCAGACUCGGUACGUUGGGACGUUUCAAAACAUGUGGAGGAACAGUCCGCACCUGAGGCAGUCAUAACGACUGAACCAACUAAUUCCCCUACAGAGUUGAAUGAUGCGAAGCAUGUCCCUAACGUUACUGUCGAUAUAUUCCCUCAAAGUCAACCGCGAUCCACUGUACAACCUUUGACCAGGUGGCAAAAUGCUUCUUGUAACAACUCGGCUUUUCUGCACAGGAUCCCACAAAUGAAUUAUAAUCCUAUGCGUUUUCCUCAAAAUAACUAUGGACUUAUGGGGAUUUCCACUUCAACAUUCCCAUCAGGCGUAAUACCAUAUCCCAGUGCACCAAUGCCUCCGAAUUUUAUGCAGCCACCUCCUUUGAUCGUCCCGAGAUUGAGUACAACUAUGCUUCCUGGGACUAAUUCAGUUUUUCCCGGUCAGUGCAUGCAAUCAGUGCCGAGCUUGCCUAUGGUAAUGUCGGGUCCUGGUUUCCAAACUACUGCUCUGCCUCCACCUCCUCCACCCCCACCACCACCACCCCCUACAUUUGCGCAACAGAUGCAGGCUCCAGCUUCUAAUCUCUUAGAAACCUUAAUGAGCAAGGCGGGUCUACCUUGUAAUACACUAAGCGAUUUAAAUCUAAAUAAUAAACCAAAUGACAAACCUGAUUCUGUUCGUGAGAGCUCUCCCAUGAAACAAAUCAACAAACUGUUAAGCUCGGCUGCAAGUUCUCUUUUAAACCAACUUGCAGGUAACCAAAGAACGGAUGUAGACACUUCAUCUUCUGAUCCAUUGCCACCUCCUCCUCCACCACCGUUACCAUUCCAACAACAUAAUGAGCUGCCGCCAACCACUUCUACUCUGUCACAUUCAUUCGUACCUCCUCCACUCCCAGCAGUAAUUAAUCCGUUUUCUAACAACGAAAUCGGUGACAAAGUGUUGCCUAAUGGUGCAUGUGGAGAAACUAAAACGGAAAGUAAGAAACCUUUUGGAGACAUGAAGAUUGAGGAAGUACUAGCAAAGCGGAAAAGAUACGACUUCUCUUCACGUCGUGAGUGGCAAGAACGUAUCGCCUUGGAAGUAAAAUCAGUUUUAAAGCCUGCAUACUCUCUACGACGUAUUAAUAAAGAAGAUUACAAAGAAAUCAUGAAAAAGGCUGUUACUAAGAUUUCGCGAAGUGGUACAUCUUCAAUCAAUACCGAAAAAAUAAGCGCAUUUGUAAAGCUGUAUAUUGAGAAAUAUCACCGUAUGCAUAAAAUAAAAGCUCAGGCAACUGCAAAGGCAACUGUACAGUGAACGUGUUAUUUUAAUUUCAUUGUAAAUUGUAUAUAAUAUAGAUUAUUUAAUAUAUACCAGAAGGUUAUGUUUUUCAGCUCAUGUUAGAAACCGCAUCUUCUCUAUUUAUAGGUGUUUUAUAUAGUAUGUCAUAAUUAACAUACAGCCUAGAAUAAAUGUGUGUUAGCCCAAGUUGCCAUGCCACUUCAGGACGGCGAGUUGAAAUUAACAAAAAUACCAAAUAAGUCGAAGUCAUGUAGUAUUAGUGUCAAUGACUAAAACUAAACAUGAAGAAUAUGGUUCGAAAAAGAUGAGUUUUUAGUUAUUAUAUACAUCAUAGGGUGUCGAUGUCACUACAUUUUUUGGUGUAACUAAUACAAAUACAGUUAUUCAUGAGGCUUUCUUCCAACGGUGCUUCAUCUCCAACUUCUGUCCUAGAAGUAUGUAACCUUGAUUAUUUUAUAGCUGUACCUACCUACAUUUGUAUUCUAAAGACCAAAAUAAUUGAUUAGGCGUAUGAUUCAUUCAGCUAUCCUCAUAAGUACAUCAUCAAUGAUAAGUCUGUUAGAAACGGUUUAGUAUACUCUCUCAAACUAAUUGAACUUUUUGCCCUAAUUUAUAUCUUGUUUUUAGUGUGCAACUCUCAUUUUGACAAGUCCGAUUGGGUCCUUAGGUUCCACUAAAGUCCCAAAAGCUGUUACAUGUUCUUGUUUUUAAAACUUUUGAAGUGGUUUCCGGGCUGCAGUAGCACUUUAGGCGACAAGAAUCUCAGUAUAUAUGUAUAUUUGCCUAUGCAGAGAGAUGAAAAUCCGACUACCACAAUGAACAGUGGAUAUUGGCCGAGACUAGCCCUAGAAUCACUACCUCCCGAUCCAAUCAGUGUUGGCUUUUACACACGUGUUCUAGAUUCCGUUCCAGCCAUAAACUCAUGUUCUCUAGAUGGUUAAGAGUUGGGUUUUUCAAAUGUGUAUGGUUGCAUAUCCCCAGGUUUAUGCUGUCUAUGGUUGCGGGACACCUGUUACUCAAAAGGUCCUUAAGAUUGGUUCGUACUAUAACCCUUAAGUUAAUGGUGUCAAUGUAGAGCGGAAAGUUUAGGCACGAGCUGUUUGAUGAAAUUAGUGUUUAGAAACUGAUGGCUAGAUGUCUCUCCAUUUGGCUGAUAACAGUUUCAUUAGUUGGCUUUGACUGAGACUAGUAAGGAAUUCAGUCGCAGUUGGUUAGCCCGAUUAAGGAACGGUGGUAGUCAUUGAAGUUUACCAUUUGUGUUCUAAGUCGUGCCAAAAUUUAUGUUGUUAAUGUUGAGUUGUCAAUGCACUAUGACUAACCCUGAUACACCGACUUAAUUCAUAAUCGGUUGUCGGUGGUACACUCUCAUCUGUGUCCCACGUACGAACUCAGAACCAGGGCUCUUUCCAACAUUACUAUGAUGUGAUGUUCUCUCGGUUCGAUUGCGAAGCUUCCACUAAACCAUUUAGUUCUGAGAAUAAAGCACCAUAUUAAGCUGCAGGUCUUUGCUAUAUUACCAUAAUGUUUUCCAGGCGCAUCAGUAGGAAGUGGAUCGAGCACUCAAUGCUUAUCUUGACGAAAAGGAUGAUGGGGAAAUGAGGUGUAGUGCAGUGAUUAAUGUUUGUUUCUACUGACCUACGAUGUUGAAGUUCAGUCUAUCUCCUAUUGUGACCGGCCUCAAGCGGUUACCACUUGGGCACUGCGGUCACGCUCUCGGGUCACUAAGACCAACUCUAACCCAAUUUCCUUUUCAGGUACCUCUAGAAGGACCUCUCCACGGUGUGGACAACCGGGAAGUUAUAACUGCCCUCAUACCUCUAACAGCACUUAAGACCAUUGGAUUCAUAAUCAACUUCCCUCUUCGGUUUCUAUUAUUCCUCCUACCUUGACUACUAACUCCAAACUUCUUUCUUCGAAUUCCUCCUCAAGUGUCACCAUGGCCAACACUUCUAGUGCGUGAAACACUGUCCCAGAUUUACUGAAACCUCGCUCCAAACUAC
Schistosoma mattheei is the source of this 4109-nucleotide messenger RNA. NCBI's taxonomy places the organism in Eukaryota, Metazoa, Platyhelminthes, Trematoda, Strigeidida, Schistosomatidae. The record is from the annotation of a GenBank genome assembly.